Fukomys damarensis (Damara mole-rat) is the source of this 966-nucleotide messenger RNA. It is a transcript of the gene Pfn1, whose product is annotated as profilin 1. Gene Ontology annotation, biological process: positive regulation of actin filament bundle assembly; actin cytoskeleton organization; regulation of actin filament polymerization. The coding region runs from base 491 to 949 and encodes 152 amino acids. Gene Ontology annotation, molecular function: actin binding. The transcript is spliced from 2 exons. Gene Ontology annotation, cellular component: cytoplasm. NCBI's taxonomy places the organism in Eukaryota, Metazoa, Chordata, Mammalia, Rodentia, Bathyergidae. The record is from RefSeq and is a predicted model, not a curated record.
CCCUGGGUUUCCCGAACCCUUUUUAAUUUGCUCAACUUGCAUCUUAUUAAUUUAUUAUUUUCCUUCAUCUGGCUCAUUCUCUUUCCCUCUACCAAAUCUGGUUUGUAUAGUAUGAGGGUUUGAGGGAGCCUAACAGCCUCUCCUCCGCCAGGCCCCCAGGCUUUACAUUGCUUUCCAUCGAACUCUGCAAAUUUUGCAAUAGGGGGAGGGAUUUUUAAAAUUGCAUUUGCAAAGUUCGGUAUCUGGGCAGGAGAGGGGCAGAGGGAGGGAGGGAAUGAGGAGGCCCCGCCCCUACCGCCCUUUGCAAAUAAAAAUCUAGAGGGGGGAGGAGGAGCAGGAAGUGGCGGUGCGAGGGUUGCUGCACAGCGAGCAAAGCCGAGGUCCGGACGGCAGCGCGUGCCCCGAGCUCUCUGUCUAUCUCCGCCCGCCUGCCCGAGUCCAGCCCGCAGCCCCAAGCAGCAGUGCCGACAGCAGCCCCAGCAACAACGCCAUGUCCGGGUGGAACGCCUACAUCGACAACCUCAUGGCGGACGGGACCUGUCAGGACGCGGCCAUCGUGGGCUACAAGGACUCGCCCUCCGUCUGGGCCGCCGUCCCUGGGAAAACCUUCGCCAACAUCACGCCAGCUGAAGUCGGUGUCCUGGUUGGCAAAGACCGGUCAAGUUAUUUUGUGAAUGGGCUGACACUUGGGGGCCAGAAAUGUUCUGUGAUCCGGGACUCACUGCUACAGGAUGGGGAAUUUACCAUGGAUCUUCGUACCAAGAGCACUGGUGGAGCCCCUACCUUCAACAUCACUGUUACCAUGACUGCCAAGAGUGAGUGUUUGAGUUUUAUCCCUCAGUUAGCUCUUGAGUUCCCCUAUGUACUUACAUUUUUAAUCUUUUGGGGUUUUUUUCUGUGCAGUUCUUCAGUAUGGAAGGGGUCAGACCAGCAUUCUGCUGGGUGCUGAAACCUUUAGUUCUUAGU